This is a messenger RNA of Bombus impatiens (common eastern bumble bee), 4769 nucleotides long. It is a transcript of the gene Synj, whose product is annotated as synaptojanin-1. Gene Ontology annotation, molecular function: phosphatidylinositol-4,5-bisphosphate 5-phosphatase activity; nucleic acid binding. The record is from RefSeq and is a predicted model, not a curated record. Gene Ontology annotation, biological process: phosphatidylinositol dephosphorylation; synaptic vesicle endocytosis. Lineage: Eukaryota; Metazoa; Arthropoda; Insecta; Hymenoptera; Apidae. The transcript has 7 exons. The coding region runs from base 418 to 3867 and encodes 1149 amino acids.
AAGGAGAACGGUAUUUUUAAUCACAAAAAUUCUAUGUUACUGAUGAAGCAACUUUUAACUGACUGAUGUUUAUGGCGCGAGAUUGUUGCAUAUUUGAUUUUUCAAAAUUUCAAAAUGGCGCGUUCGAUUGAUUGUUACGGUUAGACAAGCAGACUGUAGACUCCGUGAAAUCGCGAUGUAUAUAUUGCGAAAAUAUCGAAGUAUCGACGGAUUAGCGAAAAGAGCGCUACUCUCCACCGUUAACUAGUAGGGAGAAGCAUAUCACUGUCAGUAGCGAAGAAAGAAGAUCAGUUGGUAGAAAGAAAGAAAACAUAGUAAGAGUAGGGUGAUCAUACUCCUCCGUAUGACAGACGGGGCUGUCAUAUUCUACCAAAGUGUACAUUUAUCCCCGAAACUUUCAAAGACAUUAGUACAACAAUGGCGAUGGGCAAAGGGUUUCGCGUCUACGAAAAGUUAAAACCACCUAGUCCUCAUUCACUUAUAUUGGAACAACGAAAUCGAAAGGAAACUGUUCUUUUCGAAUCACAGGCAGUCGCUGUUCUUUCUGCUGAAGAAACAGACACUUUGAAAGGGAAAUAUACAAAAUUAUUAGAUGCAUAUGGAUGCUUAGGCGUAUUGCAGUUAAAUGCAGGUGAAAAUACUUUAUUAUAUCUUGUUCUUGUGACUGGCUGUUUUUCAGUUGGCAAAAUAGGAGAGUCCGAAGUAUUUAGAAUUACACAGACUCAUUUUGUACCACUUCAUUAUACACAAAGUAACGAGGAUCGUGUAUCUGAAGUUAGAAAAGUUCUCAACUCUGGUACAUUUUAUUUUUCUUGGUCUUCUAAUCAAGAGCCUCUUGAUAUUACCCUUAGUGCACAGAGGAGAUGCAAAUCUACAACAACUGACAAUAGAUUCUUUUGGAAUCGGAUGUUACACAUACAUUUAUUAAGAUAUGGUGUGGAUACAUCCCAUUGGUUACUUAAAGCAAUGUGUGGUAGUGUAGAAAUUCGAACUGUAUAUGUUGGUCAUAGACAAGCUCGUGCUGUCCUCAUGUCUAGAUUAAGUUGUGAACGGGCAGGCACAAGGUUUAAUGUCAGAGGAACUAAUGAUGAUGGUCAUGUAGCAAAUUUUGUAGAAACAGAGCAAGUAAUAUAUUUAGAUAAUGAAGUAACCUCUUAUGUGCAAACCAGGGGAUCAGUUCCUUUAUUCUGGGAACAGCCUGGCAUACAGGUUGGUUCUCACAAAGUGAAAAUUUCUCGUGGUUCUGAAGCUUCUGCACCAGCCUUUAAUAGACAUUUGAAUAUGAUUAAACAAAGGUAUGGCCAGCAAGUAAUUAUCAAUCUUCUUGGAUCUAGUCUGAUUGGGAGUAAAGAAGGAGAAGCAAUGUUAAGUCAGUUAUUCCAAACUCAUCAUAAUAUGUCAGAACAUACUGAUGUACCUCAUAUUCUAUUUGAUUACCACCAAGAAUGCAGAGGUGGAAAUAUGAAAAACCUUUCAAAGUUGAAAACAAAAGUAGAUAAAUAUUUAGAAUCAUUUUCCUUGUUUUAUGCGGCUGGUAAUACUGUCAUUCUUGAACAAACUGGGACUAUUAGAACAAAUUGUCUCGAUUGUUUAGAUAGAACAAAUUGUGUACAAACAUUUUUUGCAUUGGAGAUACUUAGCAAACAACUUGGAUUAUUAAAGUUACUUGAAAAACAGCAGAUGGUUUCAAGAUUUGAAGAAGUAUUUAGACAAAUGUGGAUCAACAAUGGUAAUGAAGUAAGUAAAAUAUAUGCUGGUACUGGAGCAAUUCAAGGAAGUUCAAAAUUAAUGGAUGGUGCAAGAUCUGCAGCUAGAACAAUACAAAAUAAUUUAUUAGACUCCAGUAAACAAGAAGCUAUUGACAUUUUGUUAUUGGGAUCAACUUUAAAUACUGAAUUAGCGGAUAGAGCUCGAUUACUUUUACCUUCAAAUAUGCUACACGCUCCACCGAGCGUUCUCAGAGAAAUGUGUAAAAGAUAUAAUGAGUAUGUAGCUACAAUGAAUCUCAGAGUAAGUGUUGGUACCUACAACGUUAAUGGAGGGAAACACUUCCGAAGUGUCGUGUACAAAGAUGUGUCUCUUUCUGAUUGGUUACUAGAUGCUCCACGAAAAUCAUCAUCUCUAGUAUCAGUUGAAUAUGACAAUAUUCCUGUAGAUAUAUUUGCGAUAGGAUUCGAAGAAAUCGUUGACUUGAAUGCUAGUAACAUAAUGGCUGCUAGUACUGAUAAUGCAAAAGCUUGGGCAGAGGAAUUGCAAAAAGUACUUUCUCGGGAUACUGAAUAUGUUUUAGUCACAUAUCAACAAUUAGUCGGUGUUUGUCUUUAUUUAUUCAUACGACCUGAGCAUGCACCUUAUUUAAGAGAUGUAGCUGUAGAUUGUGUAAAAACUGGUUUGGGAGGUGCAACAGGAAAUAAAGGAGCUGCUGCUAUUAGAUGCGUAUUGUAUUCCACAUCCUUUUGUUUUGUUUGUGCACAUUUUGCUGCUGGUCAAUCUCAAGUGAAUGAACGCAAUGCAGAUUAUGCGGAAAUUACGCGAAAAAUUACCUUCCCUAUGGGAAGAACAUUAAAUACUCACGAUUACGUAUUUUGGUGUGGAGAUUUCAAUUACAGGGUUGAUAUGGAUAAGGAUGAGAUGAAAGAAAUGAUCAAAAGAAACGAGUUUGAUCAAAUAUUACAAUAUGAUCAGUUGAAGGUUCAACAGGAGCAAGGAAAUGUUUUCAAAAACUUUUUGGAAGGUCCUAUUAACUUUGCUCCAACAUACAAGUAUGAUCUUUUUUCUGGUGACUAUGAUACUAGUGAAAAAUGUCGACAGCCUGCUUGGACGGAUAGAGUAUUGUGGAAACGUCGAAAACAAGUACCUGACAUCGAUUCCCCUACAGAUUGGAAUCCAGGAAAAUUAAUUCAUUAUGGCAGAGCAGAAUUGAAACAAAGUGAUCAUCGGCCGGUUAUUGCCAUUAUAGAUAUAGAUAUUCAUUGCGUUGAAUCUGAAAAGCGCGAACGAGUAUUCAAGGAAGUGAUUCAAGAUUUGGGUCCACCUGAUGGCACUAUAGUAGUUAAAGCAGUUGAAGAAUCGGAUGAUAUGGACAGCGUGUUCGAUGAAAAUUUCAUGAUGGCUCUAUUGCAAGAUUUCUCUCAUAUUGGCGAAGUAAUCCUUGUCAGAUUUGUCGGUGAAACAAUCUGGGUAACAUUUAGAGAUGGACAAUGUGCUUUGUCAGCAGCAAGAAAAGGUAUGACUCAAGUAUGUGGUCAAGCCUUGAAAUUAUCAUUGAAAUCUCCAAACUGGGUACAACUAAUUGAAAAAGAAAUAGAACUUUGCAGUAAUACCACAGUUGCACAGUUUGUUUCAAAUUCUCCAAUGAGGAGCCCUAUGCAAAGAUUAGAACAAUUAGACAUAGGAGAACGAUCAUCCCCUAGUAGAGGUAGUCCAAAUGGAGUAAUUCCUCCACCCAGACCAGCUCCACCAGGGCGUCCAACUCAACCUCCAAAAAGUCCAGUACAAGAUCGAAAACAAGGACCACGAGCUGGUGUAUUUAGCGUGUUGCCCAAUCAAUAUCCAGCACCUUUAGCCAGAGAAAGAGAAUUUGACCAAAGUGAAAGGUUAUCUCCGGAAUCUGCAAUUUAUGAAGAAAUAAUGGAUGGAUCACCUAACUACCCCAUACCAAACCGUCCACCACCUCCAUUACCUCGUACGGAUCUUUCGCAAGAACCUAGUAGGCCACCCAAUUCUAAACCACCUCCACUACCUCAAAGACAAGCUCCUCCUCCUCCUCAACAUCCACCACCUAGUUUACCCGCGUCAAAUGCUCCACCACCAAUACCGGCAAGAACAUCAGGUGGACCACCCAUUCCAGCUAGAAAUCCACAUUAAACAGUGGUCUAUAUAAUUUCGGAAUUGACUCGUUAUGUGUCAUUGUGUAGCUAAUUAUUUAUAAAUAUAGAUAGAGAUUAAAAACAGAAUAGAUUGCUUCUAUGUAAUGUACAGCUGUGUAGCAUACUAUAAAUCUCAAGUCUAUUCUGGUUAGUCAAAUUCAGUUUUCAGACACUGUAAGAAUUUAUGCUUCCUGUCGUGCAUUUCCUUAUUAUACUUUACAUAUAAACAAAUCUGUUAAAUACCUCAAAGAUUUGAUUAUACAUAUAGGAGGGAGCCCCAGUUUUUUUCUGUAAAACUUUACCAGCAUAUUCUAUAAGUAAAAAUAAGAAAAAGAUGUUGUACAAAUAUAUGCUCCUAAAUGUUUUAUUAAAACAAGCUAUAACACAAAUACGAAAUGGUAAUAGACUGCUUUCUUGUUUGAUACCACAUAGGAAUAGAUUGUUGGUUCACAUUAUAAUUCCAUUUCAAAAUGUCGUUCGUUAUUAUGAAUACAGGAUUGGUAUCUUCAGAAAAUAGAAUCUAUUGCAUUACUCAUUUCUUGUUCAUUUUUCUUAAUUGCAACAAAUAAAUCACGAAUCCUUUGCAUUAACCCCUGACACCUAUUAAUUUGUAUUUAAUAAACUUUUUCUUUCAUAGUUCUCCACAAGUAAAAAUCCAUUGGCGUGCAGCAAUGUUCUUAUGUUGUGUUGACGAAAUACCAGUUCGUUAUCAUUUCAUAUGUUUAUUAUAAUUAAUUAAUUUAAUUAAUCUUGCUUAUAGCAUAUGUUGGUAAAUUUUUGCGGAAAAAAGCUGAAUCACCCUGUAUAUCAUAGAACAUAUACAGAGUUUAAAAAUGUACCCAGUUUAAAUACUUCUUAAUGAUCGUUAAAACAAAUAAACUAAUAAUUAUGUUAAUGAAA